AUGGGAGGAUGGAUGGAUGGAUGGGAGGAUGGAUGGAUGGGAGGACGGAUGGAUGGAUGGAUGGGAGGACGGAUGGGAGGAUGGAUGGGAGGACGGAUGGGAGGAUGGAUGGGAGGAUGGAUGGGAGGAUGGGAGGAUGGAUGGGAGGAUGGGAGGAUGGAGAUGGAGAUGGAGAAGGAUGGAGAUGGAGAAGGAUGGAGAUGGAGAAGGAUGGAGAUGGAAAAGGAUGGAGAUGGAAAAGGAUGGAGAUGGAGAAGGAUGGAGAUGGAGAAGGAUGGAGAUGGAGAAGGAUGGAGAAAAAUGGAGAAGGAUGGAGAAGGAUGGAGAAGGAUGGAAAAGGAUGGAAGGAAGGAAAAGGAUGGAAGGAAGGAAAAGGAUGGAAGGACGGAAAAGGAUGGAAGGAAGGAAAAGGAUGGAAAGAAAGAACGAAGUGUAGAUGGAUGGGUGAAGAAAAUUUUAUUUUUUUCUUGUUUUAAACUGUUUAGGGAUGUAAGGUGCGGUAGAAUCCAUUGUGUAUCAAACAGGGAGGAUCACAAAUUAAUACGUGGCCAGGACCGAGGAAGAUAUUGGUCUACUUAUGAUAGAAAGACUUUUUGCAUGUAAGUUUGUUACGUUGUCGCUCACUGCAGGCGUUGUGAAACAUUGACGCUAAAUGUUAAACCGAAAGCAAUGAAACACGAGGCAAUUACAUUUUCUAACACAGAACAAUGUCAUGUUAAGGUAUUCACAGAAAAAUGGAAAGCCUGGGUCAAGUUUUAUAUCCGUCGAAUUUUUGUACAUAACAUACCACAGAGAAAUGAAUGAUUGAAAAAAAUCAAGAAAGUGGAAAACAAACCUUGUUCAUCGUUUCUCUUUGAACACUUUUCAAUUAAAUGUCUCUGUGUUCGAAAAUGCGUUGCAAAUUAUAGCAAAAAUUGUUUCGUGGAACAUAUUGUUAAAUUUAAGAAUUAGUGAUCAAUUGUCUCUUGUAGUACUCCUAUUUUUACAUGGGGAGAUGGCCUUGAUCCACAGUAUGUUGAAAAUGGCACAAAAUGCGCUGAAGGAAAAGUAAGAUUCCUCGUAUUUUAAGAAAUAUAAAUCUUAGGGUUUUGAGAUCUCGAGAUAUCCUCAAUUUCUUAGGGUUUUGAGAUCUCCACGAGAUCUCCUCGAUUUCUCUCUUUGUGCUCGCGUGUUAGUCGUCAUUAUUGAAAUUCUACAACUUUGUCGUAGCGAAGUAUCUGAUAAUGAGAUUUUUAGGGGAAAUAAAAGCAGUUAGUUCUGCUUUUAUGUAGUUUAGAUCAAGAAUCUGAAUGUACAGAGAUACAUGUAUGUCAGAAUCAGAUAAUCACUAGCCUAUUAUUUAAAUUAUUUUUAUUUCGGCCGUGGACAGCCUUUGUAUACUUAUAUAUUUUACUUUACAGUCGAUUUCACGAAACGUUGACCACAAAUGUUUCGAACUUCGUUGCGUAAUUGACAAGUUCGUUGCGAAGUUCAAAAGUUUAUAAUGAGAUUCUCAAACCAAUUUGUAAACUAUGCAUUUGAUUGGCUUAUUUUACUUCGGGGACCAACCAGGGACUUUAUUUACAAAUUGGCUUGUGAAUUCCAACAUGAACUUCCGAACUUCGCAACGAAGUUCGGAACAUUCGUGGUCAACGUUUCGUGACAUCGACUGUAAAGCUAUUUUUGUUUGUGGAAACACCACGUAAAUUUAUUAAUGCAAAGCUUUCGAUCUGUAAGCCCGGAUCUUCAUCUGUGCUAACACAGAGUAGAUAAAGACAUAUGUCUCUACUCUGUGGUGCUAAUAAUAUGACUUGUUUAAUUCACACGCUCUUUUAUAUACAACAGUGUCGUGAUCUGUUGGCUCCCGUCAUUUGAAGUUUAAUUAAACGGCGCAUCAACCACGUCAUUCCAAACGUAGUGAAGUGAUUCCAGUUAACGCGCGCGCGUCCAGGACAAGAGAAAUUCAUUUUGCACAUUAAAGAGAGCACGCCACGUAUUAUCUAAUGGCUUUCCCUCCUGAUCACUAGAUAAUACGUGAGCAUGUUUUUCGAGAAAAACCGUUGAUGUGAGGAAUUGAUGCUGACGAACGCUGACGUGAUGUUCGCAGCAAGUGUCACACACGUCAUCUAGCGUGCGAAAUUCGUGAUGCGCAAGGCGAAAAUUGCGGACACGAAAAUGUUAAGGAAAGGCGUACAGUGAGACUUCUGGUUGUAUUUUCUAUUCUGUGUUAUUAGCACUGAUGAAGAUCCGGGCUUACGGAUCGAAAGCUUUGCAUUAAUAAAUUUACGUGGUGUUUCCACAAACAAAAAAAUUACUCUACAAAUGUAAAUACGGGAUGUACGAAAUUGACAUCAAUCAGUAUAUAACCCAACCUCUUCACCACUCCACUCGUUCCAGUUCUGGUGAUUUUCGUCCAAACCUGUGCAAAACCUCCCUUUUCCGAAACUCAUACUUUAACAGAAUUGUAUUUUUAUGGAACAAUUUACCGUCUGAUAUCAAAUCAUCUUCGUCAGUCGCCAUACUUAAAUCUAAACUAUAUAUAUAUUACACUAGAAAGCUGAAUAGUACUUUUGAUGUAGACCGUCCUAGAACAUGGAAAACUGUAUGCAGCAAAUGUCGUUCUUUACAUACAAUCUGUUGUUCAUAGAUGUAAUUAUAAUUGUUGUAUGUCCUAUUGUUUAUGUAUAUAAUAUGUAUUCUUGUAAUACCUAUAAGUAAUUAUGUAAUGUACGUUUUUGGUGGGACUUAAUUAAGGACUCACGUCAUGUUGUCCUUACCUUCGGUCAUUUGAUUGUAAAGUUAAUAAAAAAAAGUGUUAUAUAUUUUAUCACCAUGCAAUCAUACAAAGAACUUACGUAAAGCUAUUGUUAAGUGGAUGGUACUGUUAAGAGGGUUGAGGUUUUUAAGUCCAAAAACAUUCUCGGUGCGAAACCCCGACUCCUUAGUUGUUACUUUGUUAGGGUCGUAUGGAGUAUGGGCCUACUAUUGUGCCGCCUAUAAUAAUGUCAAACACCUGCUGAUGGAUAUUGGAAACCCUGAACUCUGCAAGCAUAGGGGUUUACAUAGGCCUGGUUGUAGUCUAGUUUGGCUUACUAGUCAGAUUUUGAUGUUCUCAUCCAACCAUGCUCUUGUGAACUGAAACAAAAUCUACCGCAAUCGAAAGACUUGUCGAUUUCACCAUGCUCUUUCGCAGACAGAAAAUUUCAUAUUUGUAACAGAAGACAUUGCUUUGGAGACAAAGUUUCGUCAAAAAGACGCCAAUCCUCACUAUAUUGACAUAUGACAUGUUUUUGUGAUGGUUUUAUGAUGCCGGAUUAAAAUUUACAGAUAAUUGUCUUGUUUCUUUCUUAGAUGUGUAUGAACAGCAGAUGUGUUCCUGUUAGCGAAGCUAUUCCAAUUUUUGCUAGAGACAAAUGUCCCAAUAAUUGUUCAGGAAACGGGGUAGGUAGCCACCAUAUAGGUAGUGGUGACAACAACACCAGAAAACUGCUUCGUGAUUGAGAGGGAUUGAAAUACCUGAAAAAAUACAAGUAAAAUCUGGGCGUUUCGAGCGAAGGCCUCUCGUUCUCAGGCACUUUCCCGGAAUUUAGGGAACGAGGCUUAAGGCCUAUUAAGGGUUUAGCCUUCUCUAGGUUAAAUUUUUCGUGCGACACGUCGCUGCAACAAAUCGCAGGCGACAAUUCACAUGAGCCCAUUAAUUGCGACGAUAUAGGUUGCGACAAAUUACUUCUCGAAACAAAUCGCUGCAACAUUCUGUGACCGUGAUGCGUUUCGUAUGACAGGAAUUAUAAACUAUAGUUAAAUAUGGUGGGCAAGAGACUACAGCAAAUGCCAUCUAGCUUGAAGAAAAAGGUGUUAUAGUUCUUUUAACAAUGCUGCUGGAUGACGAAGAGCGCAAAAACGUCAAGGGAAAAUGUUGGGGCCGGCCUUUGUAUAACCGGCCCCUGGACGUUAAUUUGUAUUUUGUUGCCACUAUUCAAAGUUUCAAAAACUGUGUGCUAAACUUUGCGUGAGAGCAAACAAAUGUUUUUGUCGUAAGUUGGUUACGGUCAUGAAUGUCAGGGGAAUGUUACUAUACAGGUUUAUUGGAAACUUAAAUUUGCCGACCUGUUUUCGUCUCAGCUUGGCAUAACUCUUUUUGGCUAUACUCAGUCUGAUAUAACGUUGACGUUGUUAUAAUUAACAGAUAGCAGACAAGAGAAUUGACUCACUAGUUUACUUUCCCAUAAUGAUAGUAGUUGUGCCCGAAUUAUAUUAUAAAACCUGAAAAGACAAGCAACGAAACAAAGUCCGUCAUUAAAGUUGUUAUUUUUAUUAUUUGUGCAUUAGGUGUGCAACAACAAAGGAAAUUGUCACUGCGACAGCGGCUACGCGUGUCCAGACUGCCUAGAAGUCGGACCAGAUCAGGGGGGAAGUGUGGAUAGCGGACAGGGAUGUCAAGCAGGCAAGAAAGGUAUGAUAACCCGAUGUAAUAAAGUGUCUGCAGUGAGUAAAGACUGAUUUGCAUGCCAACCUCAUCCCCAGGGCGUUUUGCCUCACGGCUGAAGGUCUGCGAAAAUGGCCCUGGAUUCAGCUGAUCAAUUCUACAAUCUCAUUGGUCUGUUCAAAAACGCAUUAAUUUUUUUUCCAGUAUAAUUUAUUCUGAAACAUUAAACCACCAUAAAAAAAUCGCUUACGUCCUAUACUUCCCGUGCUAUAUGUUUGUCGGACUCAUGGAUAUAAUUGCUCUUAAAACAAGUUGGGAAAUAGUUCAUUACUUCACAUUUAUUAUGUUACAUAUAUUACAAUAUAUUUUCCAUAUGUUGUAAGCCUUCUGCUGAAUUUCUCGACAACCACUGGCAGGAAAAUUGGCCAGUGGGUACCUUUCUUAACAAGAUUACAAGAAGUCAAAGUUCGCUAUUUAAGUGUCAGCCAUUUCUCAUUUACUAUUUAUUUCUUCCGUAGGUGGUGGUGGCGGUGUGAAUGUUGCUGCCGCUGUUCUUAUUCCUCUGUUCUUGCUGAUAUUGAUUGGGGUUGCGGUUCUUGUGUACAUCAAACGACGCAAAAUUCAAGACAAUCUUAGUCAUUACAAGUUCGUACGUCGAUCUACGUAAGUGUUACUCAAUUCCCCAUAUUAACAAUCAGUAGUACUUAACAGUGGCAGAUACUUAGAGAAUUUUUCCGGGGGGGAGGCGAAUUAGAUUACUAACAUAUGACUUUGAACGGCCUGUGCCAGUUUAGGUAUAGUGCCAAUAAGCUUCGGAUUGAUAGGGAAACAACUACCCGAAAAAUACAAGGAGCACUUCUUCGAGUACAACGUUUUGUAGCUAGAAAUCUCAGUUCAAUAGACUUUUUGCCUUAAAUUUCAUGCAAUAUAAAGUAUAGCGUUAUUUAUAAUUUUAUAGCCAACCAAUGCUUUGAUGAUUGCAAAUUACUGUUACAUCUUUGUUUCACAGUUAUUCAGCUAUCAUUCAGAAAUUUUUGUGGUGGCGUGGGAUAUUUGCUCCCCCUGGCCCCUCGAGUCCACCGCUACUUAAAUAUCGUCAACUAAUCCUUAUACAGGGUGUCCACGGGCCUUGAAAAUCCUGGAAAGUCCUUGAAUUGGAAAAAAAAUAAUUCCAGGACUGGAAAGUCCUGGAAUUAAUUUCCUUAACCUCCAGCUGUGCCAACAUAAGAUACACUUCUAGGUCUGAUUAUAUAAGAUACACUUCUAGGUCCUUGAAUUUACUGAAAAAAUGCCUUGAAAGUCCUGGAAAAGUGCUUGAAAUUUCACAUUCACCAAAGGGUGGACACCCUGCUUAUAAUCUUAAUCGAAUCCUAUACUUUCCUGAUAUAUCCCUAAUCGAAACCAAAAUUUAAACACAUCUUUAACCUAGGACAAGCGUAAACUAUUUACCAAAGUUGUUGUGAUAUAAUUCCGGGAGAUUUAUGUGAAAGGUCACCCAACCCACUUCAUUUUGCAAAAAAAUUAAACUUCAAGUUUAGUCCAGCAUUUACAAACAAAUCCAUUAAUCAAACAAAUCCAUUUUGGUGUUUUAGCGGAACUCGUUCUUCACAGGCGCCACCUCCAAAAAGAACACAGCCUUCUGUUCUAAAUCGUGGACUCAUCUCUAAUCCACAACCCGCUGACCAACCAGUGCAGUCAAGGCCUGCACCUCCAGGCAGGUCUACAGGUAACCAAAACUUUUGUAAAUCCAUUGUUGUAUUAAACUACAUUUACUGACUGCGAUUUCCCGGGCCGAUUUGGUGUCCACUUUUGUGAUCAUCACGAAGUGAACAAUAGACUAUGAUUGAAUUGCAAAGUUAAUUUAAAUUCAUAAUGUACCUUAUUUCUAAAACUUUGUAUCUUUCCUGUAGUCAAAAUUUUCGACUUCCACUGACAUUGAAAGUUAUAAACUUUACGAACUAUAUACUUUACGAACUAUGACAAUUUUAUCAAGCUAAAAAACAGUCUUCUGUAAAAUACAUUGUGCAGUGUGACGUCAUUUAAGUCAUAUUUGCAUGCCAAACAAAGUCCAAUAUCUUCAUAUACAGGAAGGAUAACAAAGUUUUAGAAAAAAGUUACAUUAUGAUUUCAAAUGAACUUUGCAAUUCAAUCAAAUUUCUUGCUUUUAGGCACUUUAUACAUUCAGAAAUGAGUCCAACAAUUGUCAGUCACUGAGCUCAAUAUAAUUAUCUGAAACAAGAACUUCAGUCAUGUUGACGUCCAAUAGCUACCAAAUUGACGUCCAAUAGCGAUGAAGGCCAUAAACAGUUCUAAUACCAAUUUCCCCAGCUAAUUCCAGUUUCUCAACUGACCGUAUCACUAGACAAGUUAUCAGUUCAUAAAACCAUAGGAGAAAUAUCAGCACACUUUUGUAUUUCUGGACUAUCUAUGAGGGAUUUGAACUAAAAACGCAGAACAAUAUGGACUGCAGUUACAUCAAUCUCACUUUUUCAUUUAGAUUUUAGCUCUUAAGUACGGUAUUUACCACUACGUGGAACAAUUGAAGAACAUCGAUCGAAAAACCUAAGUCAUUUUUCAGCUCCCGCAAAGCCCACGCGAAAUACACGCGUGUUUUAUAUCUACAAGAGAUCAAUCUAUUGACCAAUCUCGUUCCCCGAGCCUGCGAUCCUCGGGAAGGAACGCGAGGCUCUGGGAUAAUCCGUUUCAGGGAGGAAUCUGAUUGGCCAUUGAAAUGGAAUGCGUAGUUCAAUCUUAGCCAGGAUUCUUGGCUUCCGGUAACGGAUUAUCCCAGAGCCUUCGAUUCCUUCCCGAGGAUCGCAGGCUCGGGGAACGAGAUUGUCUAUUGACUGCCAUCUUGGCUUCUCAGUUCUCCCAAUCAUAAGGCCGUUUACCUGAAGUUAUCGCUCCAGUAUUUAUAUAUAGUUCACUGCGUCCAAUAGUUCUUCAAUUUCCGCCAUCUUCAGUAAACUAUGCUACGUCCAAUAGUCAUGUUAUGUGAAAUAUUCCAGUACAUCAAAAUUACUCAUUUCAGCGAAACGGUAUAAACGUAAAAUUUUAAUGUUUUAGUUCCUUUGGUGGUAAACGACCAACCUGAACCACGAUACGCCUUUGAAAAAGCUCCCGGAGGUCCCCAAAGACCAUCUAAUGCCCCUGCACAACCAAGAACUGGUCACCAGUCCGUACCAUUGUUCCCGCCAAGCGCCGCCCCAGUCCCUCAAGAGACUGUCAAAUUUCGGCCUCCCCCUCCUACCCGCCCUCUGGCUAAGUCAAACCUACCUAGAACACCUUCCGCGCCUCCCACCUCCCCCACCAACAGACCCAAACUUCCACCAUCUCGACCUCCUCCUAACUAUAAAUCCGUUCCGGACAUCCCCUCUGCUGAAGACGCGAAGACAACACCCUCCGUGGCAAAAAGACCAAACGCCGUUCCCCCUCGUCCAAAACCUCGUGCCCCACCGAGCAGUCACCGGUCUGUACCAGAGUUUCCCGAUGACAUUCCAGUCGCCAAACCGAGGAGCGUCGAGCCGCGACCUGGACAUCAAUCAGUACCACUGUUUAAUCUACCUGAAGACGGGGGGUCGGUUAAACCUUCUGCUGUGAAAGCUAACCAGGCAAGGCCCUCGCCACCGAGAAGACCAAGAGCAAACGAAAAUAACGAGGAAAAUCGCGUGGACUUUAGAGCUGGCCUCAAACCUGUGCCUAAACCAUGGGAAAAGGUCUAAACUUGGCAUUGAACUGUGAGAUCUUAUUGGGUCAGUUGUCUUUUAAAAUGUUGGCAAAGGUCUGUAUUCAGAUAAAACCCAACUAGACCCUCGAAUUUUCAAUUUUUAAUGAUAGAAAUCUUACUUAUCAAGUACGUAAAUUAAUCAAAUUUGACCACCCAUUGGAAGGCGGUAGACGGCGCUGCGGAGCACUUGAUGCCGUCACUGAUGAUGCACAUGCAUACUGCUAUCGCAUCUUUCGUGUGUUAUAUCACUAGUUUGCCAGAAUCUAGAAUUGCUUUCAUGCUAUGGAACCAAACAGUGGAAUUUUCUGGAAGCCGUUUUCAUAAUUUUAAAGCAAUCUCGCUGGAUUUUUGAGCUUUUCGAAGAAUUAUUUUGGUGUUUUAACAAAAAAUAGUAUAAAAAGAUCGCAAAAAGUAGCUUUUCGCAAUUCUACAUUAUUUUUUUUUAUUUCAUUAUUUAAUUUAAUGGAUUUUAAUUUUGAUACAAGCAUUACAUAGUAAUGGAUAAUUUUGCUAGUUAGAUGUAUGGUAAAUAGUGAAAUUUUGCGCAUCUCACUCGACAGACCUGAUUAAUUAUUGAAGAGUUUUUGUAGGUGGAAUAAUUUUCGAGUGUAAAUUUUAUACAUUUCAAUUAUUUUUGAGAAAUUGAUUCCUUCCUGUAUUUGCAUUUUUCGCAAUACUUCUGGUUAGGUAUACCCUGAAUAAGGGGUGUUCCCAACUCGUUUGAUAGAGACCUUACGAUUUUAGGACGGCAACGCGACGACGGAGGCCAAAACAAACUCCUUCAAAUAAAUGGUAUAGUAAAUAUAAUUCGUCGUAUGUUAUCAAUCGUAUGAUUUAGUGCAGUCUUAGAAGUUGAAAACAUGGGUUUUAUUAGCCUGCGUAGCAGGCGUUUUGUGCGUGCGGGUUAAGAAAGGGCCUCUCUUCUCCCGCCCGCACUAAACGCCUGCUACGCAGGCUAGGGUUUUAUGGUUGGGAAGAGUUCUGCUGAACCCAGUUUGAAGUUGCACUUGUUGCGGCUUGAAAUGCAGCCGUUGUAUCAAGAGGUGAAAAUCUGUGAUUUGGUGAAGGACAAGUCUAAAUUAUUCAUAUAUUGUAAUAAUUCAAUCUUUUCAAUGAUUUAUUGUAUUGGUAGCCGUUGCCGUCCUAAAUCGUAAGGUCCCUAUUACCAGUCACGAGAAAACCUCUAAAUCCAGGCUAGGUUACAGUAGGUGUAUGAAGAAUGUACAAAAUUUACAAUCAAAAUUUUUAUCUACAAAAAAAAUUUUACUGGUUAUUGAAAAACUACAUUAUGAUGUGUCAACCAUCUUAUGGUCAAUCAGGAUAGGUCUGGGAACUCGCCCAAAGUCUUUGUUCUAUAUUUUGUUCAUGUUUUCGAAAAACUUGUGAACGGUAUCAAAACAAGAAAUUUUAGAUCACUGUCAUCAAUCCAUUGAAAGAUUGCAGUAUUAAUUAGUGCGUAAAAUUUCAAAAGAUUUUUGACGUUUUAUACCAAGUUCCCAGACUAUAUCCUUAUCUGACUAUCACCUACUAUAAUUUUGGCCAUAUAUUUUAAGCACCUUCCAAGCUAGCGCUGUCAAGAUGUAAAUUUAUUUUAAUUAUAAUAACAGUGUGUGUAAAAUUUG
Molecule: messenger RNA, 9754 nt
Organism: Paramuricea clavata
Lineage: Eukaryota; Metazoa; Cnidaria; Anthozoa; Malacalcyonacea; Plexauridae
Source: the annotation of a GenBank genome assembly